AUGAGUUUAGCUCAGGGCAGAGAGCAGCGCUGCACUGCAGGAAACCGCAUGGGGAAAUUACUGGACGCGGAGGAAGAAGAUGAUUUCUAUAAAACUACAUACGGAGGAUUUAACGACGAGCCUGUAAAAGCAGUGAAGCCGAAGGUGAAGCGUCCGUCUGAAGAACCCAAGAGAACCGAGAGACUGAAGCCGGAGAAACGUUCUCACCAGGACCUGCAGGAGUACGGAGAACUUCGUAAGUCUGUGAGGAAGUCCACUAGUGAACACACGAGGAAAACGUUCGAGCGUCUGCAGGAGCGCCAGCAGGAGGCGCCGCGCCGCAGGAAAGCCAAUACUGAACCAGUGCUGAGCCAGGAAGAACUGCUGAAAGAGGCUCAGAUCACAGCCCAGAGUAACCUGCAGUCUUUAGAGAACUACGAGCGUCUGGAGGCGGAUAAGAAGAAGCAUGUCCAUAAGAAGAGACGGUUCGAGGGACCGACGGUUCGGUAUCACUCUGUACUGAUGCCCCUCGCUACAGACUCCCUGCUGAAGGAGGAGAACGUGGACGUGGAGGGGCUGGAUCAGGACACGCCCCAGUCCAGCUCGUCCUCCGGGGCGGUGGGGACGAGGUCCCUGUGCUCCCGAACCUUCAUUACCUUCAGCGACGACGAGGCCUUCAGGACCGCCUUCCCCCAGGUGUCCUCCCCUGACCCCGCCCUCCCCGUGCAGGAGGUGUGUCCCGUUACCCACAAGCCCGCGCUGUACCGCGACCCGGUGACCGACAUCCCGUACUCCGACUCCCGCGCCUUCCGCAUCAUCCGAGAGGCGUACCGGAAAUACAUCUCCGCCCACGGUUUCCCCGGCAACAGCGACUCCGCCCAAUCAGCAGGGGGCAGCAGUGCACCCGCCAAGACUCUCAAACCCAAAACCCUGAUUAAACAGGGGCUGGUUACAGCGUAACACACACCCAGUAUACACAAACACUUACACACACACUAUACUCACUAUACACACACA
This is a messenger RNA of Astyanax mexicanus (Mexican tetra), 996 nucleotides long. RefSeq names its product vacuolar protein sorting-associated protein 72 homolog. Lineage: Eukaryota; Metazoa; Chordata; Actinopteri; Characiformes; Acestrorhamphidae. The record is from RefSeq and is a predicted model, not a curated record. Gene Ontology annotation, biological process: chromatin remodeling; regulation of DNA-templated transcription. The coding region runs from base 1 to 939 and encodes 312 amino acids. Gene Ontology annotation, molecular function: ATP-dependent H2AZ histone chaperone activity. Gene Ontology annotation, cellular component: nucleus. The transcript is spliced from 5 exons.